AACAAAGCUUGCCUUAGUUGCAAAGUAAGAAACCGAAUGAGAGGAACUUCUUCUUCGAUUCCGAUUGCAUCGUUUUCCCUAUUCUUGUUCUUCUUUCUCUUCGCCCUCUUCUCUGUUCAAGGAUCGUUGGGAGACUGUUCUGAAUACCAACACGCGUCAAUGGCCACGCUCGGAGGUCUGCGCGAUUCCCAAGCUUCUCAGAACAGCGCCGAAACCGAAGCUCUCGCUCGAUUCGCUGUCGACGAGCACAACAAGAAACAGAAUGGCCUUCUGGAGUUCGCAAGGGUGGUGAAGGCACAGGAACAGGUAGUUGCUGGUACGAUGUAUCAUCUUACUCUUGAGGCUAUUGAUGCGGGUGAGAAGAAGAUCUAUGAAGCCAAGAUUUGGGUGAAACCCUGGAUGAACUUCAAAGAACUCCAUGACUUCAAGCUUGCCGGUCAUGCACCAUCGGUCACCUCUGCAGAUCUUGGUGUCAAAACAGAUGGCCACAAGCCAGGAUGGCAAUCUGUGCCAACACAUGAUCCUCAAGUUCAGGAUGCAGCGAGUCAUGCUAUCAAGUCAAUGCAGCAGAGGUCUAAUUCACUACUACCAUAUGAACUUCAUGAGGUUGUUGAUGCAAAGGCUGAGGUGAUAGAUGAUUCUGCCAAGUUUGAUAUGCUCCUCAAGGUCAAGAGGGGUGACAAGGAAGAGAAGUUCAAGGUAGAAGUACACAAGAAUAACGAAGGCAAGUUCCAUCUAAAUCAGAUGCAACCAGACCAUUCCUAAUCGUCGUCUGAAGCUUGGAUACAUUAGCAAUAUAGGCCUGGAUGGCCCUUAAAUUUGCACUUUUUCUUGAUAUAUGUGAUGUAUGACUCGCACACAAUUUACUUCUCGGAUAUUGCUCUUAUUGUCUAUGUCUAAACAAGUAUAUAAGUGCUUACGGCUUACCCCAGCCUUGGGAACUAAUUCUUGUUUUGC
Gastrolobium bilobum is the source of this 957-nucleotide messenger RNA. RefSeq names its product cysteine proteinase inhibitor 6. The transcript has 4 exons. Gene Ontology annotation, molecular function: cysteine-type endopeptidase inhibitor activity. The record is from RefSeq and is a predicted model, not a curated record. The coding region runs from base 37 to 765 and encodes 242 amino acids. NCBI's taxonomy places the organism in Eukaryota, Viridiplantae, Streptophyta, Magnoliopsida, Fabales, Fabaceae.